Messenger RNA from Gamsiella multidivaricata, 3961 nucleotides. Its product is annotated as sulfate transporter family-domain-containing protein. The record is from RefSeq and is a predicted model, not a curated record. Lineage: Eukaryota; Fungi; Mortierellomycota; Mortierellomycetes; Mortierellales; Mortierellaceae. The transcript is spliced from 9 exons. The coding region runs from base 246 to 3782 and encodes 1178 amino acids. Gene Ontology annotation, cellular component: membrane.
UUUUUUUUUGCCCCACUCCUUCAUUCAUUACUUUCAUUCCUUUCAUUCCUUUUCAUUCCUUACGUCCUUCCUUUCUUCCUCCUUCCUCCUUUUCCUUCAUCUCAUCCUUCUCUCCAUCCUUCUCUCCGUCCUUCUCUCCGUCCUUCUCUUCGUUCUUCUCUUCGUCCUUCCUUCGUCCUUCCUUUUCUUCGCUUCUUCGCUUUUCCCUGCUCCCUUGUUUUUGCCACAAGCUCACUGUAUCCGUCAUGACGAGCUACAAGAGCUCCCAUGUCUUCGAGGGGUUCCAGCCCAGUGGGCUGCCAGGAAGGCUCCCUCUCCCCAAGAAUGCCACAUCGAACUUCUCCUCUUCCUCCGCCGCCUCUGCAUCCCAUCAAUCACCAGGACCUACCGCCGUCGAUAGAAAGCGCUCUGACUCGAUCAAUUCGACUUCACUCCUCGACUUUCCCUCUCUCUCCCAGCCGCAUUCCAUCCCUUACUCAUCCUCACACGCAGCCUUCUCAACCUCCGUGGUUCGUGAGCAAUCGCUGGCUUUGGGCAAUCUCGAAAGGCGUCAAUCCUUCGAUUCCAACCCAGUAUCCCCACAGGCCCUCGACAGCGCAUCCUGGGCCUCCAUCUCGGCCUCCGCCAAUAAUGCUGCCACACCUUCUCUCAACCGGAUCGAUACUCAGAACAAGGACAGGCGGCGCGAAGGUGGUGACAGAAGUCCUCCUAGUGGCCUCAGUCUGCUGCUCAAGACCAAGGACCAAGAAGGUUCAAAAGACAAAGGCCGAAUUGCAUCCACUGAGACGGCGUCGCCUGAACUGGACCCAGGAACAGGUUCUGGAUCAGGAUUGGGAUCGAAAUCUGCCCCAGGCAGCAAUGCCGCUAAGAAGCAAAGCCCGAACUCUCCUCCUCCCAUCAAUACAUCCCUGGCCAAGCACGGAGGGAGUGCAGAUGUGGAGCGUGCGCCAAAGCAUCCUGGCGGAAAACAUCACGUCUUCGGACAUGCAGGCGAUCCAUCGGCAGCUAAAAUGACGGGCUCAAUUGCGCCAUCCUCGUCAUUCUUAGCAGUACCGCCAGCAACAUCAGCCUCGCACUCAGAGACCGACCGUCUCUUGCCGCGCCAUCCUUCGGAGCAGCAGCAUGGCAAGAACAGCAGCAGUGGAGUUGGCAAUGGCUACAGCAGCAUCGCACCCAUGGGAGGAGAUCGGCCUCGGCAGGAGCCCCUGUAUGACGACGGCAACCCGCUGUCGAUCUGGAGUGAAUUCCGCCGCACACGCUGGACCCGCAAGGUCAUUGUCCAAAAGUGUCUUGUCGAGCCAGUCAGCUUCAUUCCCGCUGUCAUCCUCGGAUUACUUUUGAACCUGCUCGAUGCAGUGUCCUAUGGCAUGAUUAUCUUUCCGCUCAACUUGGCGCCAUUCCAGGCACUCGGCCCCGAUGGCAUCUCGAUGUUCUUCGUCAGCUGCGUGGUCUCGCAGCUCGUAUACUCGCUCGGCGGCAGUGCCUUCAAAGGCGGAAACGGAAGCAUGAUGAUUGAGGUUGUUCCGUUCCUGCAUCUGAUGGCUGAGACAGUUGUGGCCAGGAUCGGGGCCGAUAGCAGAGACGCGGUCCUGGCGACGACCAUCCUCGCCUAUGCCCUGAGUACAGUCAUGACAGGAGCUGUCUUCCUGAUCCUGGGAUACUUCAAGCUGGGAUCACUUAUCGCAUUCUUCCCACGACACAUUCUCGUCGGAUGCAUCGGAGGCGUCGGCUGGUUCUUGGUUAUUACAGGAUUUGAAGUUUCGUCCAGGAUGACGACCGAGCUGACCUAUAGCUGGGCAACGCUCAAGUUCCUGUUUAUGAAUCACCACGUCUUUGCAUUAUGGUCCAGUGCAUUUGCUCUGGCGUUGCUGCUCCGCAUCCUGCAGCAAAAGAUCCGCCAUCCAUUCUUGGUCCCCGUUUUCUUCAUGCUUGUCCCUAGCAUUUUUUACAGCGUCGUCGCCAUUGCGGACUUGGACUGGGGUAUGCUCCGUGACAAUGGCUGGGUCUUCCCUCUGCCUGAAGGUGAUGCCCCAGGCUGGCAGUUCUACAGUUACUUCAGCUUGGAAAAGACCAACUGGGGUGCCAUUCUGGAGACCAUACCUACCAUGUUGGCCUUGACCUUCUUUAGCAUUCUGCACGUGCCUAUUAAUGUACCUGCACUUGGCGUUUCGACCGGACAGGACAAUAUCGAUACCAACAGGGAGCUGGUUGCUCAUGGUUGGUCGAAUCUAUUGAGCGGUGGUGUUGGUACCGUUCAGAACUACCUUGUGUACACGAACUCGCUGUUGUUCAUCAAGUCAGGAGGAGACAGUCGCGUGGCAGGAGUGAUGCUGGCCAUGGCUUCUUUGGUUAUCUUUUUCAUCGGACCAUGGAUCGUUGGUUAUAUCCCUGUGAUGGUCGUCGGAUCAUUAAUUUUCCAUCUAGGACUGGAUCUGGUCAAGGAGGCCCUCUGGGACACCUGGGGCCUUGUCCACCCUCUUGAGUACUUGACCAUUGCUCUAAUUGUGAUUGUCAUGGCUGGAUUUGGAUUCGUGGAGGGCAUCUUCUUUGGUAUUCUCUUGGCGUGCGUAUUCUUCGUGGUAAUCAAUUCCCGCAAGGAGGGCGUCCGUUACUCUUGCACAGGCGAAUCUGUCAAGAGUACUGUCCGACGCGUGUACAGGCAGCAAAAGUUUUUACGACAGGUCGGUCGCCAGAUCUACAUUUUCAAGCUGCAAGGCGACAUGUUCUUUGGUACGAUUAAUAAGGUCGAGAAAGAAAUCCAGGACGUGUUCUCUCGUCGGCGCUGGGAAGUCAACCCGAUCCAGUUCCUGGUGCUGGACUUCUCGCUAGUGCGCAACGUUGACUUCUCGGCCGCAGAAGGCUUCGGACGAAUUCGCAGAGCAGUGCGCGCCAAGGGAGUAUGUUUGGUGCUGACUGGAUUGGAUGAGGAAGGCGAGGUGGGAAGGGCUCUUCAAAUGGUCGGCGUGUGGGGUGCAGGUGCAGGUGCAGGUCUGGGCGAGGGUCAUGGUCAUGGAGCGAACUUUUCGCAAGACGGAUUUGACACUCAGGCAUUCCCUGGCCUGAGCGAGGCCCUUGAGUACUGCGAGAACUGUCUGCUGGAGAGCUAUUAUAGGACGAGGGAAUCGACAUUGGAAAUGGCGAAGCGAAAGCGACUAAUGGAGGUUGCGAAUCAGGAUGACAGCACUAUGCUCUCGCCAGACUCUGAGGCGACUCGCUUCUUUGCGGAACACUUGCAGAACUCGCCCAGGAAGAGUCAGAUCUUUGAAGCUGCCAGAGAUACCCUUCACGCGAAUGACCGUCCUUACCCUCACCCUAUCAACCUGCAGCAACCUGUACCGACGUUAUUGGCAGCGUUCCAUGACACGCGCGAGAACCCAACGGACUUCUUCUUGCGACUCAGCAUGUACUUUGAGCGGAGGACAGUCCUCGCAGGAACAAUUCUCUGGCGCCAAGGAGGCGCGCCCACGGAUGGUGUCUACUUGGUCGAGGAUGGAACGCUUCGCAGCGUUCAAGAGUUCCAAGACAGCGGGCUGGUGCGGAGAAGCGUUGAGGUCAUUCUGCCUGGCACCAUCUCGGGCGAGAUUGGACUGUUCACAGGAAACAACCGGUCUUCGACGGUAGUGUCAGAGACGGACAGUAUCCUAUGGGGCCUAAGCCAGGAGAAAUUCCAAAAGAUGAUCAAGGAUGAUCCUGCCCUUGCUGUAGAGUUCAUGAGAGUAGCUAUGAGUUACUCUGCUGAACGAUUGAACACUAUGGUAGCCUAUGCGUUCAACCUGAGUUAAUGAGAGGUGCGAAGCUCAGGACACCUGUACAUAAUUGAUGAAAAAGAAAAACAUUCAUGAAGAGUCAUGGAGUAGCGGAGGAUAGUUGGAGGGGGAGGAGCCUGGCCUCAGCACGCCCUAAUGCUUAGAAAACGAAUAAAAAACCACGCUUCUUUUAACCGGCCAAGUUUAGUGGCAAC